UUUUGUUUUUAUUUUAUUUUAUUUUAUUUUAUUUUAUUUUAUUUUAUUUUUUGAAUAACACAAAGAAAUUAAAAUGCCUACUGAUCAUCCUCUGAUUAAACCAGCCAAGAAACCGACUGUGCUGAUUGUGGGCGCAGGAAUAGGUGGACUCACCCUGGCUACACUGCUUCAUAAAGCAGAUGUACCAUUUCAGUUAUACGAUCGUAUGACUGAAAUCAAACCAUUGGGGUCGGCACUAUCCCUUGGUGUCAAUGUAAUUCCAUUGAUGCAACAGCUGGGCCUUUAUGAAGAAAUUCUAUCACUUUCCAAACGUCCCAAAUCUGUCGACAACUACAGCGAAGACCUCCAGCUGCAAUUCUCCAUGUCUUUUCAACCUUCGGAUGAAAUGAGCGGUUUUACUGGAGGCAUUCUUUCGAGGUCUUUAUUUCAUCAGCUUCUUUUUCGCCAAAUCCCCUCAGAUCGGAUCCAUAUGAAUAAGCGAGUAUUAUCAAUGCAACAGAAUGAACACGGUGUCCGACUUCAAUUUUCAGAUGGAAGCUCUGCAGAUGGUGAUAUCCUUGUCGGAGCUGAUGGAGCCUACAGUGCAGUCCGCCAAAGCCUUUACCAAUCCCUAAAGAGGAAGGAUCAACUGCCUGAGAUUGAUGAUGGUGCUUUACCAUUCAGUUGUGUCUGUUUGGUGGGCCAGACCAAGCCCAUGGAUCCUGAAAAGUUUCCGGAAUUGCAAGAUCCCGCUUGCCAUUUUAGCAUAGUUGUUGGUGAUGACAAACCUUAUUCGUGGAGUACUUUGACUACCAAAGGCAAUAUUUACUGUUGGAGUGUAGCUUUAAACCUUGACAAGGAAAGCUCUAAGGAUCAUGAUAGUUUCCGAAACACGGAGUGGGGCCCCGAAGCAGCAACAGCAAUGUGUAAGGAUGUACGUGAUUUCGCUCUUCCUGGAGGUCGAGGCCUCGGCAGGAAGAUGACAUUGGGAGACCUUAUUGAUCAAACACCUUUGAUCUCCAAAGUUAUGUUGGAAGAGAAGGUCUUUACUACUUGGCAUGCAGGCAGAACCGUACUCCUGGGUGAUGCGUGCCACAAGAUUCACCCGGCAAGUGGUGCAGGUGCUAUAAAUGCAAUGCAAGAUGCUGUCGCACUGGCGAACUGGAUCAGUAUCCUGGAUACAACUACAGCGGAGGAUAUUGAGAUGGCUUUUAGAGAAUACAAAGAAGAACGUUAUCCUGCUGCUGUGGCCUCGUUUAACGCAGGACAAGCUCUUUCUCGACUUCGAGGAACGAGCUUCAAAGCCAGAUUCGUCCGCUUCCUCACGCGGAACAUGCCUGCAUGGAUGUAUCGGAUUGCAGUGAAGAGCAUGGUUGCAAAUCGUCCACAGGUAUCAUUCCUUCCACAGAUAGAAGAUAAAGGCCUGGAGCCACCCAAGUAUCAACCUAGUCUCCAAAAGACACUAGCCAUCAGGAAGGCAAGGGAAGAAGCAGCCGCUGCCUCCGCUUCUAAUACUCUUGAAACGGUGAAAGAGCAGGAGCCGAGUAUGAAAUGAAGUGAAGAUUAGAUGUAAGGAUGGAUUGCAUAUUGAGCAUUAAAGGUACAUACCAUG
Molecule: messenger RNA, 1591 nt
Organism: Lobosporangium transversale
Lineage: Eukaryota; Fungi; Mortierellomycota; Mortierellomycetes; Mortierellales; Mortierellaceae
Exons: 7
Coding region: 74-1534 (486 amino acids)
Molecular function (GO): FAD binding
Source: RefSeq, a predicted model, not a curated record